UGUGUUUGUGGCCCCGUGUCAGUUACAUUGUAACAAAAGUGGUGCGGCCGCCGCCCCGGCCCGCGCGCGGCCAGCCUGCCGCCGGCAUGGAGCCCGUGGCCACAAGCAUCCAGGUGCUGCUGCAGGCGGCCGAGUUCCUGGAGCGCCGUGAGCGAGAGGCCGAGCACGGCUACGCGUCCCUGUGCCCGCACCGCAGCCCGGGCCCCGCGCACCGCAGGAGGACGCACCCCCCGCAGGCCGCUGGCGCGCUGGACAGUGGGCGGUCUGUGCACAAUGAGCUGGAGAAGCGCAGGAGGGCCCAGCUGAAGCGCUGCCUGGAGCGGCUGAAGCAGCAGAUGCCCCUGGGGGCUGACUGUGCCCGGUACACCACCCUGAGCCUGCUGCGCCGCGCCCGCACACACAUCCAGAAGCUGGAGGAGCAGGAGCAGCGCGCGCGGCAGCUCAAGGAGCAGCUGCGCGGCGAGCAGCGGAGCCUGCAGCGGCAGCUGGAGCAGCUCCGCGGGCUGGCGGCGCCGGGCGAGCGCGAGCGGCUGCGGGCGGACAGCCUGGACUCCUCGGGCCUCUCCUCCGAGCGCUCCGACUCGGACCAAGAGGAGCUGGAGGUGGACGUGGAGAGCCUGGUGUUCGCGGGCGACGCCGAGCUGCUGCGGGGCUUCGGCGCGGGCCGGGAGCACAGCUACUCGCACGGCGCAGGCGCCUGGCUCUGACGCGCGCCCGCCGGGCACACCCUGCCGGGCUGCUCGGAGUCACCUGUCGGAAUGGACUACAAGGACCCUUGCGUGGGAACAGGUGCUUCCCCACACCGUGCUGCUGGCUGCCAGGCAGUCCCUCCUGGGGAGGAUGCCCCCCACCCCUCCCCAGCCCUGGGGGCCAGCUUGAGCCCAGGCCACCCUUCUAGGCAGUGUUUGGUAGCGCUUGGCUCUGCGGCCCCCACGGGAGCGGGAAAGUCUCUUCCUGGCCCAGGUCCCCUGGCCCUUGCCCCCUACACACUUUAAGUAUUUUCAUUAAAAGCCUCUUUUGUAACUUC
Molecule: messenger RNA, 1027 nt
Organism: Microcebus murinus (gray mouse lemur)
Lineage: Eukaryota; Metazoa; Chordata; Mammalia; Primates; Cheirogaleidae
Gene: MXD3
Product: MAX dimerization protein 3
Biological process (GO): regulation of transcription by RNA polymerase II
Molecular function (GO): RNA polymerase II cis-regulatory region sequence-specific DNA binding; DNA-binding transcription factor activity, RNA polymerase II-specific; protein dimerization activity
Source: RefSeq, a predicted model, not a curated record